AUGGUUAAACAUAUUAUAAAUAGGAAUAGUAGUAUCUUAAAAAAUACUAUUAUUAGUUCUCAUAUCAAAAAUGAAAAUAAUAAACUAUUACUUAAUAAAGGAAUAGUGGAUAAUUGUUAUUCCCCAAUUGCAAUAUUAUAUGGUGGUAGUUCACAAUUGGAAACAAAAUUAAUUAAAGAAUUUAAUUUAAAUAAUAAUUUUAAUAAUAAUAAUAAUAAUAAUAUUAAUAAUAAUAAUAAUAAUAAUAAUAAUAAUAAUAAUAAUAAUAAUAAUAAUAAUAAUAAUAAUAAUAAUAAUGAAAAUAUUAAUAAUAAUAUUAAUAAUAUUAAUAACAAUAAUAAAGAUGAUGAUAAUAAUAAUAAUGAUAAUAAUAUUAAUAAUAAUAUUAAUAAUAAUAAUAAUAACAAUAAUAAUAUUAACAAUAAUAGUAUUAACGAAGUUGAUGAAAUUAAUAAUAAUAAUAUAAAUAAUGAUAAAAAAAGAAAAAUUGAUAAUAUUUCAUCACCAACUCUUUCUUCAGAUUCAACAUCAGAAAUUUCAGAAUCAGAUAUAGAUUCAAGUGAUUCUGAAAAUUUAUUUGAAAAAUUUCAAAGUAAUAAUUUCAAUAAUGAUGAUGAAAAUAAUAAUAAUAAUAAAAAGAAACAAAAAUUAAUUUUACCACCUAGAAAAUUAACAAUUAAAAUUAAAAUUGAUGAAAAAUAUAAGAAUGGUAUACCAACCUUAUAUAGUAGAAAUAGUGUUUUAUUCGAUUCAGUGAAUGCAGUAAUUAAAAAAGAACCAAUGGCAUUACAUUUUAUAAUUUUUCAAAAUAUUGUAAAUUCAAAUAGUUUUAUUGAUAUUUCAGAUUUUAAAAGAAUUCAAAAAUUAUUCAUAAAUAAAUAUACAACAAAUAAAAUUAAAAAAUAUGAAAGACAUAAUGAUUUGGAGAGAUUAACAUACUAUAAUUCAAAAGAAGGUCAAGAAAGAAUAAAUAAAAAAAUUUCAAAAUAUUUUAAAAUCUUUAAAGAGAAAUUGAUCUCCUCAAUUAAUUCUAAAAAAACUAGAGAUAAUUGGUUUAUUUCUCCUGAAGAAACUUAUUCUAGUAUCGAAAAACAAAUUCAAUGGUUAAGGAUGGUAAAACAUGUUGGUGGUGGUAUAAAAUCUUAUUUAGAUUCUUCAAAGAGAAAAGAAUUAAAAAGUAAUAUUGAAGAUGAUUCUACAAAUUUAAUAUCAUUAUCAAAUAAUUCGAAUGUACCAGGUGAUGCAAUUACUUUAUAUAAUAUUUGUCAUUAUUUAAUUUCCAGACCAAAAGCAAAUCAAAAUGCUUUGAAACCACCUGAAAAAAGAAAAACAAAAAACAAAAAUUUUAAACAAGCUGAUCCAAAACAUACUUUACAAUUCAUAGUUGAAUGA
Dictyostelium discoideum AX4 is the source of this 1392-nucleotide messenger RNA. RefSeq lists its product as hypothetical. NCBI's taxonomy places the organism in Eukaryota, Evosea, Eumycetozoa, Dictyosteliales, Dictyosteliaceae. The coding region runs from base 1 to 1392 and encodes 463 amino acids. The transcript is spliced from 2 exons. The record is from RefSeq and is a predicted model, not a curated record.